AUGCACCCUCCUCAAGUGGUCCCCUGUUACUACAGGGCUUCAAGGACAUUCGAACAGAACGAUAUUACUGUCACCACUCUCGUCACAUUCAAUCGAUUCAACGUCUGCUCCGGUCUUACAAUCGUCUUGCAACACACGCCCCUUCUGGAUGCAUUGCGUGACUUAUGUGUGUCAACGCCCGCGAUGUCAACCUACGUCGACAUACACCUCGUGUUCACACCCUUCGACCGCCGAUUAAAUACUUGGGGGAAUGCCGCGCGUUUAUUUUCCCGUACCGAAUUCGCCAUGAUGCUUGACGUCGACUAUAUCAUUUGCACCAACUUCCGCUCUGCUACCAGGGCUAGUCUAGAAGCUAAGAUUGGCCGAAUUUUGAAGGAGGAACAUGAUGCUCCUUGUGGUACCUGCACAUUACUUUCGCUAGUCAAGGUGAAGAAGAUCGAUAUCUUCCAUCGCACUUGGGCUCCUGGCCAUAACGGCACCGAUUAUCCGUGCGAUGAACGCUUUGUUGGAUAUAGAGGGAACAAGGCCGCUUGUCUUUACGAGGUGUACCUCUCCGGCAUGUCGUUUUAUGUCCUUGCGGAUCACUUCCUCGUGCACCAGAGUCACGCAUACGAGGAGGAAGCGCGAACACUUGAGCGCAAGAGUAACCGUAAGAUAUACCAGGACUUCAAGGAGGAAGUUUACCUCUGGUACUUGAAGCGCCACUACGAUUCUGGAACGCUUAACACUAGUCACGGAUACAACCUUCAAGAGGAAUGCAGGAAAAUCAGAGGCGUGUCGAAAAUUGCUGCUCUGGCGAGUUUCAUGCUGGUGUUUGCGUACCCUUCAUGCAUGCCAGUAACGGGCGGCCUGCUGCUUUUACCAGACGAGGCUGAUUAA
Suillus subalutaceus is the source of this 879-nucleotide messenger RNA. RefSeq lists its product as uncharacterized. Gene Ontology annotation, molecular function: glucuronosyltransferase activity; xylosyltransferase activity. Lineage: Eukaryota; Fungi; Basidiomycota; Agaricomycetes; Boletales; Suillaceae. The transcript has 7 exons. Gene Ontology annotation, biological process: protein O-linked glycosylation via mannose. The record is from RefSeq and is a predicted model, not a curated record. Bases 1 to 879 code for a protein of 292 amino acids.